Messenger RNA from Phycodurus eques (leafy seadragon), 1415 nucleotides. It is a transcript of the gene tspan34b, whose product is annotated as tetraspanin 34b. The record is from RefSeq and is a predicted model, not a curated record. Gene Ontology annotation, cellular component: membrane. The coding region runs from base 249 to 998 and encodes 249 amino acids. Lineage: Eukaryota; Metazoa; Chordata; Actinopteri; Syngnathiformes; Syngnathidae. The transcript has 8 exons.
ACUACUUACAAAUAAACGGGCUGCUUUAAAAUAGCUGGCGAAAAGCGUCCAAACCUCUUACAGAUGUAACUGAGCCGCAGGCAGCAUAUCGGAAGUGAUUUUUAAAAGACAGAAUUUAGUCUCCCAGUCUUCACCCACCGUUUCCAUCACUGCAGUCAAGGAAGAGACUCCCUAUAGGCGACCCAAGCUCAGCGCACCGCCUUGGAUUGUUUUUCUCAGAGAUUGGACACAACUGCUGAUGAAAAACAAUGGGAUGCUUUGGAUUCCUCAAGUUUAUGAUGUUUGUUUUCAAUGGCAUUAUCUUUUUGGCGGGCGCGGCCAUCCUGGGAGUCGGCAUCUGGGUAAAGGUGGACAGCGGCUCCAUCCUGGGCUUCCUCGGCAUGAUUGAAGACGCCCCCGCCGAGCUCAGUCGGGUGCUCAACGUGGGCUACCUGCUGAUUGCUGCGGGAGCGCUGCUCGUCAUCGUCGGCUUUCUAGGCUGCUGCGGGGCCGUCAGAGAGAGCGAGUGCAUGCUGCUGCUGUUCUUCAUCAUAAUCCUGCUGGUCUUCCUAGCAGAGGUCGCAGGAGCUGUGGUGAUCCUGGUAUUUCGACCUUUGGCUGAAGACGUAUUUCGAAAGUUUGGCACAGCAGCAGUCGGGAGCGUCAAGAAGGACUAUGGGAAGAAUUCGGACAUCACCGGACUGUGGGAUACCGCAAUGAGCACAUUCAAAUGUUGUGGAAUCUUCAACUCCUCGGACUUCAUGGACUCUCCGUAUUAUGUGGCCAACAACAAUCGCUAUCCGCCUCUGUGCUGUCCAGAUGCUAAUAAUAAGCCCUGUAAUCAAACAGUGAUGGACAAUUUCACGGCAAUCCCGGGUUGCUUCGUAAAGAUCACGCAACUGAUCGAUGACAACACGGUGGCGAUUGUUGCUGUGGCGCUGGGAAUUGCAGUACUUGAGUUAUGUGCCAUGACGGUUUCCAUGAUCCUUUACUGCAAGAUAGAUUCAAAGUCGACCUGACAGCAAAAGUCGACAACUCCGGAAGCAUCAUUUUAAUCACUGGACGAGUUCUACUUUCCGUACUGCCAGUUAAAACGCACUGCUUAUAUUUCUAUUGAAAUGUCGCAACCGCUCGAGCAGGAUGACAGCAUUGCAUAACAAACCCAUUUUUAACAUAGUAACGAGGAUUCGGUGAAUGUGAACGGAACAUUUAUCAAUGAUUCUGCAGAUUCAGGCCAGUGAUUAUUUAAUGUGACAGAGCAUUUGACACACACGACCUGAGGAGUUUGGUGGUGUAAUUGUAAUCAUGAAAUAGAGGUUACCAUUUAUGUUAGAAAUUUCACUUGUUUCUGUGAUGAUAUAUAGCAAUCAAAAUGCAAAAUGAUUGUGUUGUAUUCAACAUGAUCAAUUUUGAAAUAAAAUGACCACAUUUCUCGA